AUCUUCGCCACCAGCGUUGAUAUCUUCUACAUCCGUUGUGUGCUCUGCUCACUUAGUGUUGACUGUUGUGCCGUCGUUUGUUUACCUACGGUCCUCAUGUAGUAUAAGCACCUGAAAAAAAGGGGUGGUGGUAAUUUUGUGUUUGUUGUUCAUUAAAACAAUAAAAUAAAAUAGUGUCUUCGAAGGUCUCAAUAUUUUUGUACUCACCAAUUAAAGUUUUAAUCUUGUUCAUACCGUCGAGGACAAAAUAUUUAGUUUUCGUGAACGUUUUUAAAAUAAUUUUUUGUAACCGUUACAUCCAUAAAGUAAAUCAGGACAUUACUCAAUGGAAUAACACAAUUAUGAGUAAUGAGGGAAGAGGAUUUGGAAAUAGCGUUAAAAGUGGUUAUAGUAGGAAAUGGAGCAGUUGGAAAAUCGAGUAUGAUCCAGCGUUAUUGCAGAGGAACAUUUACUCGGGACUAUAAGAAAACAAUUGGUGUCGAUUUUUUGGAAAGGCAAAUAGAAUGUAAUGGAGAAGACGUCAGGCUUAUGUUGUGGGACACAGCCGGCCAAGAAGAAUUCGACGCCAUUACAAAAGCAUAUUAUAGAGGCGCCCAAGCGUGUGUAUUAGCAUUUUCCACUACGGACAGGGAUUCAUUCGAAGCAAUUCAUUCUUGGAAAAUAAAGGUAGAAGAUGAAUGUGGAAAAAUACCAACGGUAAUAGUUCAAAACAAAGUUGACCUAAUAGAACGCAGUACGGUCGAUCCACAAGAAGUUGAAAUUCUUGCACGAUCCUUAGGAUGUAAAUUAAUUCGCACAUCAGUCAAAGAUGAUGUAAAUGUCAACAAUGUAUUCAGAUACUUGACUUCAAGAUGUUUAGUUGAAAUACAAAAGGAAGAACAAGAUUACAUGUCUGGAAAUGGACUACACCAAACUUACACUAUAAGUUCAUUUGGUGCUGUGCCCUACAGGAAUAAAAAUGCAUCAGCAACUAUAAAACUGAGACCUGGAAAAAUAAGACAAAAAAAGAAGAAUGUCUUUAAAAACUCUUGUGUCAUACCAUAAGCAUUAGAUGUUUGAAUUUCAGUGCUUACAUCAACACAAAAUAUACAUAUUUUUGAUAAUGUAAUAUCAUAUAUUAGGAAAAUAAACAACAUAGUUACAUAACACUUAA
This is a messenger RNA of Adelges cooleyi (spruce gall adelgid), 1153 nucleotides long. RefSeq names its product ras-related protein Rab-23 (gene Rab23). The record is from RefSeq and is a predicted model, not a curated record. The coding region runs from base 349 to 1044 and encodes 231 amino acids. NCBI's taxonomy places the organism in Eukaryota, Metazoa, Arthropoda, Insecta, Hemiptera, Adelgidae. The transcript has 7 exons. Gene Ontology annotation, molecular function: GTPase activity; GTP binding.